ACUACGGCAACCACGACGAGCAAUUGCAGUAGAAAAUGCGGUGAUGUGGAGGUCCCAUACCCCUUCGGAAUCGACGACAAAGAUUGCGCCAUGAGUAAAGAUGACGAUGUGUACUUCUUGCUCAGAUGCAACCGCACCAGCAAUGGUGGUUCUCCUCCGAAACUAAUCUACGGAAGAAACAUCGAGGUUCGCAACAUCGAUGUCGAGAACGCCACCAUGAGCGUUAUCAUAGACAACUCCUACGACUGUUAUUACCAGAACGGCACUUCCUAUGCCUAUUUCGGCCAAAACAUAACGUUGAGUAGUUCCUUUACGUUCUCGGCCACCGAGAACAAGCUCAUGGCCUUCGGCUGCGACACGCUGGCCUACAUGACCGACUAUGGAAACAAUUUCGGCAGUGGCUGCGUCUCGAUUUGCAGUAAGGAAGUGAACAUGUCUGCCGAAACCUCGUGCUCGGGGUUAGGCUGCUGCCAGACCUCUAUUCCCAAGCAUCUCCAGACUCUGCUCAUACAACUCCUCAGCUUCAACAACCACUCCGAUGUUUACCCUUUCAACCCUUGCGGGUAUGCGUUCUUGGCGGACCAGAGGAGUUUCGACAUCUCCAAAAUGCACCUCGGUUUUUGGCCGAGUGCUGUAGAGAAUUCUAGCGUUUUGCUGGAUUGGGUUGUGGGAAACCAGUUGUGUGAGGAGGCUAAAUUGAAUUCAUCUUCGUAUGUUUGUGGCCAGAAUACUGAUUGUUACGACUCCGACACUGGUCGUGCAUAUCGUUGCCGGUGUUCCAAGGGAUUUAAGGGAAAUCCUUUUCUCAGACAAGGCUGCGAAGACAUAAAUGAGUGUUUAGAGCCAGAGAAGUACAAAUGCAGCGGAGAAUGCAAAAACAUAGAUGGAGAUUACGAAUGCAAAUGCCCACUUGGGAUGCAUGGCAAUGGUAAAGAUGAAAACUGUCAAGGAUUCGGCAUUACCACAAUUGCCACAGUUGUUGGAGCAAGCAUUUUUCUGGUGAUUAUAGGUCUACUCCUUUUCCAUGACUAUAAGAGAAGAAAAAGAGAGAAAAUCUUCAUACAAAACGGUGGUUUGGUGUUAAAGAACCAAAGAAUAAGAAUCUUUAGCAAAGCAGAGUUAGCUAAGUCAACCAAUAACUAUAACCAAUCUAAUUUGCUUGGCCAAGGUGGUUUUGCUUCAGUUUACAAAGGAGUAUUAUCAAUUCAAAUAGAAGAUGAAGCCAGUAGUUCUACUGCUAAUACCACUCAACAGAUUGCCGUGAAGAAACCGAAAUUCGAUAAGGACGAUCAUGACAAGACCAUACAAAUCAACCACCAACAAUUCCAUGAAGAAAUCGCCAUUGUUUCCCAAGUCAACCACAAGAAUGUGGUCAAACUCUUAGGCUUAUGUCUCGAGACCAAAAUCCCACUUCUCGUUUAUGAGUUGGUACCAAACGGAACCCUCUCUCAACACAUCCACACCAAGAGAUCAUCUUCAUCAUCACCAUCAUCAUCAGCCAUGUUAAGGCCAUGGAAAACUCGAUUAAGAAUCGCUACAGAAACUGCUCAGGCCAUUGACUAUUUACACUCUCUGGCUCACCCUCCAAUCAUUCAUCGAGACAUUAAGUCGACCAACAUUCUCUUAGACGGAAACUACACUGCCAAAGUGUCUGAUUUCGGUGCCUCGGUUUUGAUACCUCCGGGCCAAACUGGUAUAGCCACGACAGUUCAAGGGACACUCGGUUACUUGGAUCCAGAGUACUUGACCACUGGCACAUUGACUACGAAGAGCGAUGUUUACAGCUUUGGUGUCCUGUUGGUGGAGCUAAUAACAGGAGAAAAGCCGAUCUCAAAUGGGGUUAGGAGUGGAGCCAGAAGUAAUAUUAUUCAGUUCUUUGUUUGGACAGUAAGAGAGAAUUAUAAUAAGGGUGAGAGGUACGUGGAGAAGAUAGUGGAUCCUAAGAUUGUUUACGAUGAGGAGCACGAGAGGGAAAUAGAGUUAGUUGCUGAGCUCGCAAUGAAGUGUUUGGAAGGAGAUGGUGGUCGAAGGCCGUCGAUGAAAGAAGUGGCAGAUGAGCUUGAGCUUGUUGGGUUUAACAAGCUUAAACAGCAAAGUAGUAAUAAGUACUGUAAGUCUGGAAAGAAUAGUAGCGAGGAGACAAAGCGAUUACUGUUGGAUCAUGAUGAUCGGUCAUCACGUAGUUCCAGCACUGCUGCUCAUGAACCGGUCGAGUAUACUACAUUUGAUGUGUUGGGAUAUGAUGCGGAGACUUCAUCAUUUUCCAUAAACUAA
Humulus lupulus (European hop) is the source of this 2274-nucleotide messenger RNA. RefSeq names its product wall-associated receptor kinase 2-like. Gene Ontology annotation, molecular function: calcium ion binding; ATP binding; protein serine/threonine kinase activity. Gene Ontology annotation, cellular component: plasma membrane. Gene Ontology annotation, biological process: cell surface receptor signaling pathway; protein phosphorylation. Lineage: Eukaryota; Viridiplantae; Streptophyta; Magnoliopsida; Rosales; Cannabaceae. The record is from RefSeq and is a predicted model, not a curated record. The transcript is spliced from 3 exons. Bases 91 to 2274 code for a protein of 727 amino acids.